GGAGCAACCACACGCUCAGCUGCUAUAUAUAGUGUGUCACACACACACACACACACACACACACACACACACCGCUCCUCGCGUCUGUCGGUCCGCUGGUGAUCAUGGCGGCGGUGUCGGUUGUUCGCCGGUUCGUGUCUCUGUCGGUUCCGCGGCUCGUCGGCUCUCAGCAGCAGCACCGGACCGCAGUGAACACCACCUCCGGAGCCAUUCUGCCCAAACCCAAGAAAACGAUGUUCGGUCCGCUGCGGAUCCUGAUGGUCGUGGCUCCGUUCCUGUACGUCGGGACCCUGAUCAGUAAGAACUUUGCGGCUCUGCUGGAGGAGCAUGAUAUAUUUGUGCCUGAGGAUGAUGAUGAUGACGACUGAUCACAGAUGCCACUGUUUCUCUCCAUGAACUCAAGCACUGGAGCAUCUGUGUGCUUUCACUCCUUCAUGACGUCUGCUUCACAGGAAUCACUUCUGUUCGUCUGUAUAUUGCUGUGUAUUUAUGAAGAUUCAUCAGGAGCUGAAUUCUUGAUUCUGACUGGUUGACCCGAGUGUAGAUCACUGAUCUAUAAUAAAGAAUAUAAACUCUACUAUUCAA
Carassius carassius (crucian carp) is the source of this 585-nucleotide messenger RNA. Its product is annotated as essential MCU regulator, mitochondrial-like. Bases 105 to 368 code for a protein of 87 amino acids. Gene Ontology annotation, biological process: calcium import into the mitochondrion; mitochondrial calcium ion homeostasis. The record is from RefSeq and is a predicted model, not a curated record. Gene Ontology annotation, cellular component: uniplex complex; mitochondrial inner membrane. NCBI's taxonomy places the organism in Eukaryota, Metazoa, Chordata, Actinopteri, Cypriniformes, Cyprinidae. The transcript has 3 exons.